This is a messenger RNA of Vigna umbellata (rice bean), 1839 nucleotides long. NCBI's taxonomy places the organism in Eukaryota, Viridiplantae, Streptophyta, Magnoliopsida, Fabales, Fabaceae. The record is from RefSeq and is a predicted model, not a curated record.
AAGAGAUGAGUGUGGUUUAGUUUGUAAAUUGUGUUGACCUCUGUAUAGGCUCAAAUUUAGUCACAUUGUGCUUGUGCGUGACUUUGGAUUAGAUGCAUGCCUUUCUGAAUCAUACCAUACUGUAUCUUUUAACUUAUUUGAAAUUGGUCAAGACAAACAUAUAUUUGUUGGUUAGGCAAACUUGUGCUGGCAUUUGGUACUUGGUAAUAUUAGUCCACUAUCUGGUACUAUUUUAAGUAAAUGGAGAACACAUUGAAUAGGUUUGCACCAUCAUCUGAUCCAUCACUGACGAUCAAGUUUUAUGAGAGAACUCCUGAGCAGCAAGCAUCAUUGGGAUACCUUGUUGAUUCCACACAGAUUGAAGGAACUCGUGUUGACCCCCUUGAAGGGGGAGAAGGUGUGCCUACUGAUCAAGUAAGGACAGAACCACAUGGAUCAAUAGGGGCGACAGCUGGGCAUCGAGCCAUUGCUCAGAGUAACAGUGCAGAAAUGGCUGAAGCCUUGUUUCGAUAUACGGCACCAGAAGAGGUGAUGACUUUCCCAUCUACUUGUGGUGCCUGUGCUGCCAAGUGUGAGACUCGAAUGUUUGUCACCAAUAUUCCUUACUUUCAAGAAGUAAUUGUUAUGGCAUCCACAUGUGAUGUCUGUGGCUACCGCAACUCUGAGUUGAAACCUGGUGGACGAAUUCCUGAAAAGGGGAAAAAAAUUACUCUUUCUGUGAAGAAUAUCAAUGACCUUAGCCGUGAUGUAAUAAAGUCUGAUACUGCAAGUGUAAAAGUUCCGGAAGUUGACUUGGAGCUGGCAAGCGGAACCCUUGGAGGAAUAGUUACAACUGUUGAAGGUUUAAUCACAAGAAUUGGUGAAAGUAAGUAUCCUUUCUAUCAAUCACAUAAACUAAUGGAGAACACAUUGAAUAGGUUUGCACCAUCAUCUGAUCCAUCACUGACGAUCAAGUUUUAUGAGAGAACUCCUGAGCAGCAAGCAUCAUUGGGAUACCUUGUUGAUUCCACACAGAUUGAAGGAACUCGUGUUGACCCCCUUGAAGGGGGAGAAGGUGUGCCUACUGAUCAAGUAAGGACAGAACCACAUGGAUCAAUAGGGGCGACAGCUGGGCAUCGAGCCAUUGCUCAGAGUAACAGUGCAGAAAUGGCUGAAGCCUUGUUUCGAUAUACGGCACCAGAAGAGGUGAUGACUUUCCCAUCUACUUGUGGUGCCUGUGCUGCCAAGUGUGAGACUCGAAUGUUUGUCACCAAUAUUCCUUACUUUCAAGAAGUAAUUGUUAUGGCAUCCACAUGUGAUGUCUGUGGCUACCGCAACUCUGAGUUGAAACCUGGUGGACGAAUUCCUGAAAAGGGGAAAAAAAUUACUCUUUCUGUGAAGAAUAUCAAUGACCUUAGCCGUGAUGUAAUAAAGUCUGAUACUGCAAGUGUAAAAGUUCCGGAAGUUGACUUGGAGCUGGCAAGCGGAACCCUUGGAGGAAUAGUUACAACUGUUGAAGGUUUAAUCACAAGAAUUGGUGAAAGCCUUGAGAGGGUCCAUGGCUUUACUUUUGGAGAUAGUCUUGAUGAAAAUAGUAGAAGCAAGUGGAUAGACUUUAAAACAAGACUAAACAAGCUUCUUAGCUUAGAAGAAGCUUGGACUCUAAUUCUUGAUGAUGCAUUAGCCAAUUCUUUUAUAGCACCUGCAACUGAUGAUCUGAAAGAGGACAAACAAUUAGCAUGUAAGUUUUCCAGCUCUGACAUAAAUAAAGCUAUACUUUGUGUUGAUAAAGUUCACAUUUUCUGAGUUGAAUUUGUGAAUCUGUUUUUUCCCCUUUCCAUUUCUAUCGUUAUACCGAUU